UAGAUGCCCUCUUGCUGUGGAACAGCGGUGCGGAUCUUUAUCACCACUCUUUUUGCAGCUGUGGUGCUCUUCGCCAUCCUGCUGGCCUAUGUGACUGGCUACCAGUUCAUCCACACUGAGCAGCAUCACCUCUCAUUUGGUCUGUAUGGCGCCAUCCUGUCACUUCAUCUGCUGCUGCAGAGCCUCUUUGCUUACCUGGAACACCGCCGCAUGCGAGCACCUUCACGACCACAGCACCUGCGCUGCACUGUUGCCCUGUGCAUUGCUGCUUAUCAGGAGGACCCAGACUAUCUACGCAAAUGCCUUCGUAGUGUGCGCCGCAUCUCCUUUCCCAGUUUAAAAGUAGUUCUUGUUGUAGAUGGUAACCGGCCUGAUGAUGCCUACAUGAUGGACAUCUUCCGGGAGGUAAUGGGUGGAACAGAGCAGGCCGGAUGCAUGGUGUGGAAGGGGAACUAUCAUAGCAAUGGGGCCGAAGAUGCAGGAACGCGCUCAGUGAAUAUGGAAGAGGCUAUUCGGGUGGCCAGAAUAGUGCGCAGCUGCCGCUACUCCUGCAUCAUGCAGGAGUGGGGUGGGAAGAGGGAAGUGAUGUAUACGGCAUUCAAAGCACUGGGGAACUCUGUGGAUUAUGUGCAGGUAUGUGAUUCUGACACGGUUCUGGAUCCAGCCUGCACAAUUGAGCUGUUGAAGGUUCUGGAGGAAGACCCAAAUGUAGGUGGAGUAGGAGGAGAUGUACAGAUCCUAAACAAAUAUGACUCCUGGAUAUCCUUUCUGAGCAGUGUCAGGUACUGGAUGGCAUUCAACGUGGAGCGUGCAUGUCAGUCGUAUUUUGGUUGUGUUCAGUGUAUCAGUGGACCUUUGGGGAUGUACCGCAACUCCCUCCUCCAGCAGUUCUUGGAGCCCUGGUACCAUCAGACCUUCCUGGGCAGCAAGUGUAGCUUUGGUGAUGACCGUCACCUUACCAAUCGAGUCCUCAGCUUUGGCUACAAGACUAAGUUUACUGCACGCUCACAAUGCCAGACUGAGACACCUACUCACUACCUCCGCUGGCUCAACCAGCAGACUCGCUGGAGCAAGUCGUACUUCCGGGAGUGGCUCUACAAUGCUCUUUGGUUCCACAAACACAGCCUCUGGAUGACCUAUGAGUCUGUGGUAACUGGAUUCUUUCCCUUUUUCCUGGUGGCUACAGUUAUCCACUUGUUCUAUCGAGGACGCCUGUGGAACAUCCUACUGUUCCUGCUAACAGUUCAGCUGGUGGGAAUGGUGAAGGCUACCUAUGCCUGCUUUCUGAGAGGCAGCUUGGUCAUGAUAUUUAUGUCCCUCUACUCCCUGCUGUACAUGUCUAGCCUCUUGCCAGCUAAAAUCUUUGCCUUGUUGACUAUCAAUAAAGCAGGCUGGGGCACAUCUGGGAGGAAGAAGAUCGUCGUGAAUUUAAUUGGGGCUGUACCAGUAACUGUUUGGGCACUCCUUUUGCUUGGUGGUGUAGCUUAUACGAUUUACUGUGAGACACAGGAACCUUUCAGUGAAACUGAGAAGGUGCUACUUAUUAGUGGGAUUAUCCUUUAUGCCUGCUACUGGUUUGUACUUCUGGUGCUCUACUUGGCUAUAGUAGCCAAGCGUUGUAACAAGAGGGAGGAACAGUAUCACCUACCCUAUGCUGAGGCCUAGAAUGCCUUAACAAUGUUACUGGAUAAACUCUGUGGGACUGGUUUGAAUCAGUCUUCUACCUCUCUGGUGCUAAGCUCAUUGUCAUAUUGGUGAAGGAUGCAUAGUCACUUGGUUUGCAAGACUACUGAGCUUUAUCCCACCAGUUAAGAUACAUUA
Tachysurus vachellii is the source of this 1821-nucleotide messenger RNA. RefSeq names its product hyaluronan synthase 3 (gene has3). Bases 4 to 1665 code for a protein of 553 amino acids. Gene Ontology annotation, molecular function: hyaluronan synthase activity. Lineage: Eukaryota; Metazoa; Chordata; Actinopteri; Siluriformes; Bagridae. The transcript is spliced from 3 exons. The record is from RefSeq and is a predicted model, not a curated record. Gene Ontology annotation, biological process: hyaluronan biosynthetic process; extracellular matrix assembly.